This is a messenger RNA of Podarcis muralis (Common wall lizard), 1974 nucleotides long. RefSeq names its product gastrulation brain homeobox 2 (gene GBX2). Gene Ontology annotation, cellular component: nucleus. Gene Ontology annotation, biological process: regulation of transcription by RNA polymerase II; regulation of nervous system development. Lineage: Eukaryota; Metazoa; Chordata; Lepidosauria; Squamata; Lacertidae. Gene Ontology annotation, molecular function: RNA polymerase II transcription regulatory region sequence-specific DNA binding; DNA-binding transcription factor activity, RNA polymerase II-specific. The record is from RefSeq and is a predicted model, not a curated record.
UCUGCUCGCCCGCCCUCGCCGGCGCCCCGCCGCCCCGUCCAGCUUCCCGCCUGACGCGCCCGCCGGCCCCGCAGCGCCUCUAUGAGUGCAGCCUUUCCGCCGUCGCUCAUGAUGAUGCCGCGCCCUCUGGGAAGCAGCACUGCCUUCAGCAUAGACUCGCUCAUCGGCAGUCCGCCGCAGCCCAGCCCGGGCCACUUCGUCUACACGGGCUACCCCAUGUUCAUGCCCUACCGGCCCGUGGUGCUGCCGCCGCCCCCGCCGCCGCCCCCGGCCGCGCUGCCCCAGCCGGCGCUGCCGCCCUCGCACGGGCACCACCACGCGCAGAUGCCCAGCCUGCCCGCCAGCUUCUGCUCCAGCCUGGCGCAGGGCAUGGCGCUCACGUCCACGCUCAUGGCCACGCUGCCGGGCACCUUCUCCGCCUCGGCGCAGCACCAGGAGGCGGCCAGGAAGUUCGCCCCGCCGGCGCUCCAGGGCACCUUCGACAAGGCGGACGGCCUGCAGGCCGAGGCCGAAGACGGCAAGGCGUUCCUGGCCAAGGAGGGCUCGCUGCUGGCCUUCUCGGCCUCCGAAGCGGUGCAGGCGUCCCUGGGAACCGUCCGAGGCGCGUCGGGGAAGGAGGAGGCCAAGGCGGCGGAGGAGGAGGCCAAGGGCAAGGAAGAGAGCUUCUCCAUGGACAGCGACCUCGACUACAGCUCCGACGACAACCUGCCCGGCCCCGCGGCGCACAAGGAGGACGACUCGGGCCACGGGCUGGAGGAGGGCGGCCCCAGCUCGGCCAGCGCCAACAGCACCACGUCGACGGGCAAGAACCGGCGGCGGCGGACGGCCUUCACCAGCGAGCAGCUGCUGGAGCUGGAGAAGGAGUUUCACUGCAAGAAGUACCUGUCGCUGACGGAGCGCUCGCAGAUCGCGCACGCGCUCAAGCUCAGCGAGGUGCAGGUCAAGAUCUGGUUCCAGAACCGGCGCGCCAAGUGGAAACGGGUGAAAGCCGGCAACGCCAACUCCAAGACCGGGGAGCCCUCGCGGAACCCCAAGAUCGUCGUGCCCAUCCCCGUCCACGUCAGCAGGUUCGCCAUCAGGAGUCAACACCAGCAGCUGGAGCAGGCCAGGCCCUGAGCGAGGGCGGAGGGGAAAGAGAGAGACGGAGAGAGGGAGGGGGGGAAAGGCCACCUGCUUCCUCGGCCCCCUCCCCGCUCAAGUUUGGAGGAAUACAAACACGCAAGCCAACAGACGCGCGCCUCCCCUGCAACUCCGGUCCGGGCUCCGGGGAGAGCCCUCCCUCUGGCUCUCUUCCUCUCCGUCCCUCCGCUGCCAAACUGAAGGCGAACUUUCCCGCGAGGCGCAGACUGCCUUGGCGCGGUCGGGUUCCGGAGCGGGAGUCUCGGAAGCCAGGAAAAGACGAUUUACCUAUUUAUUAGACUGCCCGAACUUUGUACAUAGAGCGCUGGAUCUCGGCUGCGGGAUUUUGACUGAGAGAGGACCAAAGGAGCGGCGGCGUCAAGUCUUACAUUCCAGAACUGCGGACUUUUGGGCGGGGAAGGGAGAUGUUCCCCCGCCCCGUUUCUUUCGGGAGAGAAAAUAAGACGAAAAGGACCGGUUUAAUUUUUGCUGCUGCUGCUGCUGCUGCUGCUUCUUUUCUCCCUCCAUCCCUCCCCUUCUUUUUUUCUUUUUGGUUGCGGCGGAAGGCUGAGCGAAUGAGGCAUUCUUCAGGUGGAUCCCUCCCUCCCUAUAGAUUCCCCCAUUUUAUUUAAAGUUUUGGCCUUCUCUCGACUUGGUUGCCUUGCCUAAGCCAUGUUCCUUUCCUCUUUCAAAUGCACGACCUUUUUAUUUUUGGUUGUUGUUCUCUUGUGUUGCAUUAAUUUAUUUCAAAUGUAGUUUACGCUUUUUUCUUAAGUUAUGAAAACGAAAUGAAACACAGUAAUGUUAUAAAUAAAAACCUGAAAAAGAAAAGGAAGAAAAAGGGGGAAAUGCUCA